AGGCCGAACGCUAGGGGCGCCAGGAAGUUUGUUUCAAUUAACUGGUUGAGCAGCAAAACAGGUUUGCCGUUUAAGAAGCGACAAAAACAAAUCGAACGCCGCCAGCCGCAACCACUCCUUCGCACACUUUCCUCGCGUAUUUGACACUGCGGGGCUAAUCGUUUCACCGGUUUCACUUUUGCGGCGCGCUGUCAAGUCCCGAUAAGUCGUAGUUACGUGCGUGUCGAGCAAGCGAAAACAAGUAGAAGAAAUAAACCGGUGCACCGACAGCAGCGAGAGAAACGGCGCAGUCGAGCAGGGAGCCCGAGGCCUCCCAUAAUGCGCCGGCGGAGGGUAGAGGAGGGUGGGCCGGUUUUGUACGCGGAACAUAAUAAAAUGCCACGGAAGAAGUCGGCGAAUGGGCUCAGUCGCGAUUCUUUGAUAGGAUGAGCACUGUUUGUAAUGUUUUCCUACAGUCGAUACAACGUAGUGCGCCCCGCGUGUUGAAAGUGGUGUUUGUGACGACUCGCCAAGAACAAUAUAGUGACGGAAAAGGAGGCACUGCUGCUUGGUGGUGUGCCUAUAUCGGGUGUCCCAAGGGUAGAUGACCCACACAAACGCGACGACAACACGGUGUCUGCACGAAGGAAGCGGCUGGAGGACUUUCAUGCGUUGGUGAAGUGCCCGCCUUCUAAGAAGCCAGUGCUACACCAGUGAGCCCUCGACGAAUGCUGCUUCCUUCAGGCCCGAGAAGUCUGGCUCGAAGGGGCGCCAGCGUCCGUGCAGCAGCUGGCACCGGUUACUGACAGCGUGGGCAUGGGUGUCGGCUGCCAUGUCAGGCAGCUACCGUUACUCGGCUGCAUUGGACAAGACGUACAUGGAGCAGCGUUGGGUGCCACCUAGCGCCCCGGCCACCCAGCCUGUGCGCACGGUGCCCAUCAUUCGGACUGUGCCUGUGCCCAGUGCCUCUGACCCCCUGCGCUUCAUCAAGGUUAAACAGCCACCCCUGGGCAAGCAGGCUCGCGAGCAACUUCAGGCCUACGAGAGCAGCGUGCGCAACCACGUGCGCGCCAAGCUUGACGAACAAGAGGAACAGUGGCAGACGAACCUCGACGAGUGGAAGAGCAGACGGAGGAAGGCAUCUGAGAGGGCCUUCCAGAGAGUUCAGGACGCCAAGGAGCUUUUCCCUGACGAAGGGCAGAGGCAACCGGAACCAGAGCCUGAACCAACGCUGACCACCAGCACAGAGUUGCUGUCCGAGUACAGCACACGGGAGGAGUUCAUACCUACUAACACCGCAGUCCACUCAGUCACCACUGCUCGCCCAGCUUCAAAGGGCCCCAAACCGCCUGUGCCUCCAAAGCCAAUGGCGGAGCUGAGAAGAAAAGAGUUCCCGCCCAAUGGCGACGAGGCAAACGAGCAAGAAGACUCCAGCAGACGGAGUGCUCCCGCUGAGGCUACAUUAUCAGUCAGCGGCCGCAAACUUUGCUCACACUGCAACCAGCCUCUAGGUCAUGGUGCUGCUAUGGUUAUAGAAAGUCUUCAGCUGCUCUACCACCUUGCCUGUUUUCGGUGCUGUGUAUGCCAGGCACCAUUGGGCAACGGUCUGUGUGGCACUGACGUCCGCGUCCGCAACACAAAGCUUCACUGCACUGACUGCUACAGCAAUGAUGAGGCGGGAGUGAAGCUGAGCAGGGUCUGAUGAUGGAGGUGAUCAACGGUGACGACGUCUCCUUUGACGCAAAGUUUUUCACGGCUGGUACAAGACCUGCAUCAACCGGUGCCGUGUCUUGGCUGCUGGUCCUAAGCAGCUGUUUGGCUGCAGAGGCCUGUAAAAGAGCCCACAGUUGCCAAGCUGUGUUUUUAUUCACUCAGCAUAUAUUUUGUAUGUAGCAGAUAAUAGCCAAAUGGCAGCUGUUUUAUACAUGCAAUAAAAGCUCGUAGCCAAAGAGAA
Molecule: messenger RNA, 1933 nt
Organism: Dermacentor albipictus
Lineage: Eukaryota; Metazoa; Arthropoda; Arachnida; Ixodida; Ixodidae
Gene: smash
Product: smallish
Biological process (GO): regulation of cell adhesion; regulation of signaling
Source: RefSeq, a predicted model, not a curated record